CACCUUUACACUUACGAAAGGCGGUUCUUUCUUUGUCUUUUGCCAGUGAAGAACAUCAAUGGCAUCAUCGUCGCCGUCGUCGACUCUUGAAGUAACAGUUUUCACAGACACGAACUUGGGCACUCACAUUGCCGUGGCUGUUUCUCCAGAUACUAUUGUUGGUGAUUUGAAGAGAGAGCUUGAAAGAACACACUUCAAGUGUCUCCCAAACUUAAGAGAGAUCAAGGUUCUUGGUUUAAUGGUGGAGAGGAAAUCAUGCUUUUACCAUCUUCCUGAUUCAUUCCCUAUCAAGCAUGCUUUUCUAGGUCACAAACGAUCAUGGUUUGUGCAUGCGGAAGUGAGGCCUCCGAAAGUUUUAGAUGGGUUCAGUUUGUUCCAGUUUGCAGGCACGAAAAAGGGGAAUCAUAUUUCUGAUAGUAGCAAUGUCAUCAAGCCCUUACAGAUAAAUACCGAAAAAGAUGAUAAGGUAAGCCAAACUACGAGGAUAACAAGAUUGCCUGUUGUGAGGCACCAAACCCAAGAACUUCUGAAAUCUGCUCCUUUUGUGCAUAAAAAGAGAAGGAAGAAGAGUGUAAGAACCUCUGAAGACUGCAGAUCUUUAACGUGCAAUGAUAGAGAUGAAAAGACUCCAGAUCCUGCUAUUGAAGAGAAUUGUAGACUUUCUGCAUCGAAAAAGGAAGUUGGUGUUUCUCGAGGGACUAAUAGUACAUCCGCAGCCAUUCAGAAACAGCUGCCCACAAAACCAAAAGCCAAAAGUGAUGAUAACUGCUCUAGCAUUUUCGAUGAUGAUUCGCCAAUGGUCAAAACUCCUGCAAGAAUAGCAUCCUCUCCAUUUCCAUCUGAGCCAAGUCCUUCAACUCCAAUGAUUAAGCGUCAAAAGCUUGAAGUUGGUAAACGUAUGCUCGCAGCCUCAAAAAACCUCAACAGUUUGGCAAAUAAGGGAAGGCCUGUAAUUUCUUCUUACGGAUUCAAAACAAGGAAAUUACCACACCUAAAUGCUUUUUCUGUGGCUAAAACUUUAGUCUUUGAGCUCGGUGAUGAUGAUGACUAAAAAGCGUAUCUCGUCAAUUGUGUGAUAGAACUGAUCGUCUCGUCUAUUUUCACAUGCCAAUGCUCAGUUUCUUUGUCAUCUUCAAGAAUGGAGUCGCGAAAAGUUGCUUGGGAGACCUUUUGAAGCUUAGUGGAACAAAGCAGGGGAAGAAGGCUGCUCAGAAACAAUCAAAUGGUUUCAGACUGUUCACUGUUCACAAGCUUUUGUCAAUGGUGGUAUAUGGUCUCAGCCAACUCAAGCCCUUCAUGUCAUAUGUGGAUUAAACUGUCCAUUUAUAUGUUCUCUCUUAUAAAUGUGUGAUAGACUGGCACAACUUUUGGUCUCUUUCUGCCAAAGCCAUUGCCAUGUUUUUGUCCAAUUCUUGUUAUUAUUAGUCUUUUAGCAAUGUGAGAGAGAUUCCUUCUUCUGCAA
Molecule: messenger RNA, 1462 nt
Organism: Tripterygium wilfordii
Lineage: Eukaryota; Viridiplantae; Streptophyta; Magnoliopsida; Celastrales; Celastraceae
Exons: 3
Coding region: 59-1051 (330 amino acids)
Source: RefSeq, a predicted model, not a curated record